Messenger RNA from Conger conger (European conger), 3408 nucleotides. RefSeq names its product vascular endothelial growth factor Ab (gene vegfab). The record is from RefSeq and is a predicted model, not a curated record. Lineage: Eukaryota; Metazoa; Chordata; Actinopteri; Anguilliformes; Congridae. Gene Ontology annotation, cellular component: membrane. Gene Ontology annotation, biological process: response to hypoxia; positive regulation of protein phosphorylation; positive regulation of mast cell chemotaxis. The transcript is spliced from 8 exons. Bases 1280 to 1801 code for a protein of 173 amino acids. Gene Ontology annotation, molecular function: heparin binding; vascular endothelial growth factor receptor 1 binding; chemoattractant activity.
UGUAAUGUGAAAGUUGUAACGAGACACAGGAAGAUAAGGAAAUAUGGUCUUCUAUGAAUCCCUCCUCGUUAUUAGGUUAUUUAUAAUACUGAUAACUAUAGUCGUAGUAAUAGCCUAGUUGUUGCCUCUGUAGCAUAUCUCUAGGUUUUAUUUCUGAAUCAAAUAUAUUUAUAUUUAAGUAUGUUUUUCAUGUCCUAUAUAGACAGAUUUAGUUGUGUGUUCUGUUCAUAAUAAUAAUAAUUGGUUCGAACAUCAUGCAUAUGAAAAUGCACAUCAAGGUUGGUAAAGAAAAUUGGAGAAGUCCACUGAAAGGCGAGCAACUACAUUUAUCUGUUAAAUCUAAACCUAGAGUCACUGAACUUGAACAGUGAAUAUUCUUAAACGAAGUUCAAAAACCCAAUGAACUACAGUCUACUUAAUGUGAAGAAAACAACAGUUGGGUUUAGAUGUUCGGUUAACACGCUUUGACUUUAAAACUUACUUAAAAAAUGAAAGACCCUUAAAUUCAAUAAAUGAUUGCAAUUCUAAAGACCGUUUACUCCGCGAAUCAUCUGGAACCGGUAAAGUGCUUGCUGAAAUAAUUUAACCUGCUGCACCGCCGCCGGGAAAAUCUGUUGCCAGCCUAACCGUGCCAGCAGUGAACAUUUUAAUGAGUAACCAUUUAUCAAGACGCACACAGACGUCCUCGUAACGUUAUAAAGCUACGACUUCGUUUUUAUUCCAGUCGUUUUCUUCUCGCCGCUUAACUAGCCUACCGCAAACACAAAAGGGGCGGGCAUUAGUGACGAAGUGUAUUUUAGUUUCAACACGACCAAGGUAGGCUAUCACUGCAGACUGUUUUACUCAGAAUCCGGCACACAGUUUCCUAAAUGGCCUUAUGAACUCAUAUGAGACACACUCACUCAGCUGGCCGACUUUUAUUUUCUCCGGUCGAUGAAGCCAGAUUGGCAUGAUUCUCACGCAAUGUUUCAGAGCUGUUGCGCGAGAAGCGUCACUGUAGCGUGGCACGUCUGUUCAACCAGCCAGACUUUCUAAUGAGUUUGGAGGCGGGGAAAUAAAUAUCAAGAGAUCAGGCCAUUUGUGAUCAAGAAGUGGGCAUAUAUCAGGAGCCAUUGUUACAAAUCCAGUGACAUUCCCUUGUAAAUUAUAUCAGAUUGCUUUUGAAGGAAAGGACACAUUCUCUGCGCUGUUUAAUAUAGAGCACAUUUAAUUCUUCCCAGAAACAACUGCCCACAUACCCAAGGAGGGAGUGAAGAACACAAAUGACGUGGUUCCCUUCAUGGAGGUGUACAACAAGAGCAUGUGCCGGACGAGGGAGGUCCUGGUUGAUAUUUUCCAUGAGUAUCCCGAUGAGAUUGAGCACAUAUUUAUCCCAUCAUGUGUGCUUCUCAUGCGCUGUGCUGGCUGCUGCAAUGAUGAAGCACUGGAGUGCGUCCCCACUGAGACCUACAAUGUCACCAUGGAGGUAAAAAUGUUCAAACACCUAAAACAACAAAACAAUUUUCUGCUGAAUUUUACAGAACACAGAAGAUGUGAGUGCAGACCAAAGAAAGAAGUGACAGAAAGGAAAGAAAAAAAACCCCGGAGGGGCAAGGGCAAAGGCCUAAAGAGAAAGAGAAGGAAAAACAGAGAGAAAAAGCCACCCUCCCACUGUGAGCCUUGCUCAGAGAGAAGAAAGCGCUUGUUUGUACAGGACCCCCUGACCUGUCAAUGUUCCUGCAAACAUUCAGAGCUAGACUGCAAGUCCAGACAGCUGGAGUUAAAUGAAAGAACAUGCAGAUGCGACAAGCCAAGGAGAUGAGAAGAGACACAAACUCUACCAUGAAGGGGGGAUAUCUGCACAGCACUUUGAACUCUGAUCAUUUUCUCAAAGGAUGCAUUCCCUGGAAAGACUGAGAUGAAUGAGAGACAGCAAGAGUUCCUGAUAUAUAUAUAUAUGUAUAUUUUAUAUGUAUAUAUAUGUAUAUAUGUAUAUAUAUAUAUAUAUAUAUAUAUAUAUAUAUAUAUAUAUAUGAAGUAAGAAAAUAGCAAAUUUGUAUUGCUGCUAAAGCCAACACUAUAAGAAGUGAACGACUACACCAGUGCAUGUGGCUGGUGUGUGAAUGGGACUGUGUUUUCGUUGCUGGUAGUGAAUGGGAUUCGGUGCAUUUGUGUGAACCGGAUUGAGUUCCAGUGUAAUGGGCUUUUUCUCUUUUGAAAUGAUUGACUUUAUGUAAAACUUCACUGGAUUUUGGGAUACAUGUGGAGAAAAAUGUUGACUAAGCAGGCAAUGAAGGCUUCCCUUUGGACUUAUGACUGAGACCUGGCCUUGACCUUGGAGAGGAAGGCAAGAGCACAUCUCUCUGUCAAGAGAGUAGAGGAAUAUGAUGACUGCAGUGGUGUAGAGGAUUUCCCUACACAUUUUCCAAAGGAAAAGAAUGGCAGGUCCUGGAAAAGGAGAAAGGCUGGAACUUUUCCGCUUUGUGAUGUCACUUGCUGCUCUCAAGAGUACUCCAUUGUGAGCAGGGCAUAUAGACUUUUGUCACCAAGGCAACCACCGACUAACACUCAGUAAGACUCGGAGUGUAAAUACUUGUAAAGGGAUAUUAAUUGGAGGUAUAUAUGGAAACACCUGAAAUUUAGUUUGUGAUUGCAUUGUUCUCCAAAACACAGAGGCAUUUAUCUAUGACCCAUUUUUCUUACUGAACUUGUUGGUUUUCCUAAGGGAGAACUGCACACACCAUUUCAAAACUGUCUGUAUGUACGUAAUUAAUAUCCCUUUUAAAUAAUUUAAAAUGUUAGAAUAUGUUCAGUAUUCAGUCUGUAUUUAAUUUGCUCUAUUUAUAUGCAGUGUUAUGUUAAGGUGUGUUGCUUCCUUUGUUGUCAACAUGUUGCCAAUUUGCCAGGCCCUCUGGAGAGAAUGGUUAAUGGCUUUUUCUAAAGAUGAAAUAACACUAAAAACAUUCCUAAAAGCGUUAAGAGGCUUUCAGGACAAUACUCUCUGCGAGGUUUCCUUCCCAGGAUGUUGGGGUUGGGCUGGUGUUGGGAGGAGGGUCGCUCGGGGUUGUCAUGGAUGAUGCUUGUGAUCAUAUUGAGCAUGACUGUGCCACGUUCUCACUGUUGAUGUCUGUGCUCACACUGUACCAUGCACUAAACUGCCCUCUAACAGCUGAGCUCUGUGCCCAUCCGUGCUACAGCCACACUACUCCAGCCAUACAUGAGAGAGCUCCUGCUUCUGGAACAUUCUACCUGUGUUAAUAAUGACAGAUGUUCUCUGUAAUCACAUGCAGCCACAUUUAGUAUAUUUUCACAUUAAUAUAUUUAUUGGUGCUGUAAAUUGGUAAGUUUAAACUAUUAACAUCUGUUGUGUUUUAGUGUAAGUAGUAAGCAUAUUUAUUUUCAAAAGAUUUUAUUAAAUGAAAAACAGAU